Thelazia callipaeda (thelaziosis nematode) is the source of this 348-nucleotide messenger RNA. The record is from the annotation of a GenBank genome assembly. Lineage: Eukaryota; Metazoa; Nematoda; Chromadorea; Rhabditida; Thelaziidae.
CUGGGAUUUCGCAAGGUUGAGUACUCGCGCUUGAAGGAAGCCAAGGAAGCAAGCAAGCGCGAGAAUUUUGGAACUGAAAUGGCCCUUCAGCAAGGAAGGGCUUGCCUGGGCACAAAAUGUGGUUAUUACGUGUUUGCGCCUGGGCGACACGGCAAGACCGAGUUUCACCUCAAAAAGGGUUACGUGGAAGGAAUUGAAGAGAAUGUGACCGAAAUAACGAUGAGAUAUGGUGCUCUAGGAAUUAAGCGAGCGCCGAGAUAUGUGGUGCUCGAAGAAUUAAAUGAGCGCCGAGAUAUGGUGCUCGAAGAAUUGAGCGCUGAAAUAUGUGAUGCUCGAAGAAUUGAAUGA